UUUCUUUCUCUUUCUCUUUCUUUCUUUUUUUUUUCUUUUUCUUUAAGGUGGGGAAAGAGACAAACAGGAGACAGGAAGCUGAUCUGCAAGGAUUCGGAGUUGUGCUAAAAGGACUUUGAUUUUUUUUUUUUUCCUCUCUCUCUCUUUACAAACGCUGGCAAUUGACAUCACUACAGACAGCCUGGUAGAGAACAAACUGCCUCAUCCCAAGUGGACCCUGGCAGCUGGGGGAAGGAAGGCAAGAUCUGGGGAGGCUGUGUCUGUUGGUCUUUUUUCCUACCGAUACCCCUCCUUUUUUUUUUUUUUUUUUUUUUUUUUUUUGGUGUGUUUCUUUUUUAAAUUCUUGCUGUGUUGGAACUAGCGAGUGGUGGAAGACGAGGGAUUUCUGAAGCCUCAUCAGUCAUCGAGACUGUCAGGAAUAGUGGUUUAAGAGGAAGCUCGGCCUGGGGCACUAUACCCUGUCAUCCAGUUCCCUGCCUCGGAGAUAAAGAUUCCAGCUACAUGGGCAAACGCCUGGAUCAGCCACAAAUGUACCCCCAGUACACUUACUACUAUCCUCACUAUCUCCAAACCAAGCAGUCCUAUGCACCAGCUCCCCACCCCAUGGCACCUCCCAGCCCCAGCACAAACAGCAGCAGCAACAACAGCAGCAGCAACAGCAGCGGGGAACAGUUGAGUAAAACCAACCUGUACAUUCGAGGCCUUCCUCCAGGCACCACUGACCAGGACCUAAUCAAGCUGUGCCAACCGUAUGGAAAAAUUGUAUCCACAAAGGCAAUUCUGGACAAAAACACAAAUCAGUGCAAAGGGUACGGUUUUGUGGAUUUUGACAGUCCUGCAGCCGCACAGAAAGCAGUAGCGUCUCUCAAGGCAAAUGGCGUGCAGGCACAGAUGGCCAAGCAACAAGAGCAAGACCCAACAAACCUAUACAUCUCAAAUCUCCCCAUUUCUAUGGAUGAGCAGGAGCUUGAGAAUAUGCUGAAACCCUUUGGACAUGUCAUUUCCACAAGAAUACUAAGAGAUGCUAACGGAGUCAGCAGAGGCGUUGGCUUUGCCAGAAUGGAGUCUACUGAAAAAUGUGAAGUGGUAAUUCAACAUUUUAAUGGAAAAUAUCUGAAAACACCACCAGGCAUCCCAGCCCCUAGUGAGCCUUUACUGUGCAAAUUCGCUGAUGGAGGACAAAAGAAGCGACAGAAUCAAAGCAAAUACACCCAGAAUGGAAGGCCUUGGCCCAGGGAAGGAGAGGCUGGCAUGGCUCUGACCUAUGACCCCACAGCUGCCAUACAGAAUGGAUUUUAUUCUUCACCGUACAGUAUUGCAACCAACCGCAUGAUUCCACAGACAUCUCUCACGCCAUUCAUUGCUGCUUCCCCUGUCUCCACAUACCAGGUCCAGAGUACUUCAUGGAUGCCUCAUCCGCCAUACGUUAUGCAACCAACAGGUGCUGUGAUUACGCCGACAAUGGACCAUCCUAUGUCAAUGCAGGCAGCAAACAUGAUGGGCCCCCUGACACAACAGAUGAAUCAUCUUUCAUUGGGCACAACAGGAACGAUUCAGUCCCAAGACAGGAUUAUGAUACUCCACCAGCUGUUGUGUCAGUAUAUGACUGCUGCGGCUCCUAUGCAAGGGACCUACAUUCCCCAGUACACGCCUGUGCCUCCGACAGCUGUUUCUAUUGAAGGUGUUGUUGCUGAUACCUCUCCCCAGACAGUGGCACCUUCAUCCCAGGACACCAGUGGUCAGCAGCAACAGAUAGCAGUGGACACAUCCAACGAACAUGCACCUGCAUAUUCUUACCAACAGUCUAAGUAA
Lynx canadensis (Canada lynx) is the source of this 1812-nucleotide messenger RNA. RefSeq names its product RNA binding motif single stranded interacting protein 3 (gene RBMS3). The record is from RefSeq and is a predicted model, not a curated record. Gene Ontology annotation, molecular function: poly(U) RNA binding; poly(A) binding; mRNA 3'-UTR binding. Gene Ontology annotation, cellular component: ribonucleoprotein complex; cytosol; nucleus. The transcript is spliced from 14 exons. The coding region runs from base 502 to 1812 and encodes 436 amino acids. Lineage: Eukaryota; Metazoa; Chordata; Mammalia; Carnivora; Felidae.